This is a messenger RNA of Saccostrea echinata, 870 nucleotides long. RefSeq lists its product as uncharacterized. Bases 1 to 870 code for a protein of 289 amino acids. The transcript is spliced from 3 exons. Gene Ontology annotation, biological process: toll-like receptor signaling pathway; immune response. Gene Ontology annotation, molecular function: transmembrane signaling receptor activity. Gene Ontology annotation, cellular component: membrane. The record is from RefSeq and is a predicted model, not a curated record. Lineage: Eukaryota; Metazoa; Mollusca; Bivalvia; Ostreida; Ostreidae.
AUGACAGAUCUCGAAAAUUGUCCGCUAUUAACCAGUAACAGAAAUAUUGAAUUUGAAAUCGAUGUUGAAUUUUCUCUUCAAUUGCUGAAUACAGAAUCACAGGAACACCAAACCGUUGGAGAAGGAUUCCAAAAUUUUAAUGAGACGGAAACUCUGGUGAAGGAACUGGUGCAGCAAAACCAGACUCCAGACCCAUCACCAGAAGAUAAGGAAGUACCACACAUACCCCUGCCACCCGAGAAGAAUUAUCACUUGUUUGUUUCUUACUGUACAGAGGAUAAAGAAGAAGCAGAAAAUAUUAUCAAACAAUUGACGGAAAGAUUUAACCUUAAAUGUAUGAACAGUGUUGAAGAUUUUACUCCUGGUAAACCUAUUGAAGAAAAUAUUUGCGAUGAAAUGAAAAAGAGUCUCAAGCUCCUCUUACUGCUGAGUAGAUCUUACUUACAGAGUCACUAUUGUGCUAUGGAAGCCCGUGAAGCAUGUCGGCUAUCUUUUACUGAUGUUAAUAAUUUAAACGUUAUUCCAGUAAGAUUAAGUCCUGUGGAGGGAGAUCUAGAAUUGCCCCCUUACCUGAAUUCAUUAGUUUAUAUCGACAAAAAUAUUGAAGAGGAUGUUGCAGCCAAAAUUUAUGGUGCCUUCAAUCGUCCAGGAACUUUAGAUCCAUUACAUCUGAACGAAAAAGUUGCCACACACAACGGUGUUUUGAUAUGCCAAAAAGUAGCAGAAAAAGCUAAAUUUGCUAUCCAUGGACUUGCUUUCAAAUUUUCACCUUUGGAGAAAUAUGAGCAAAGGAAAGCUACUCAGUUUGACAUUAAUCUGAAACAGGUCUUAUUUGUUUUCUCUUUUAAUUCGCAAAUCGUUUCAGUAUAA